Aspergillus affinis is the source of this 1287-nucleotide messenger RNA. RefSeq names its product MFS transporter. Bases 1 to 1287 code for a protein of 428 amino acids. NCBI's taxonomy places the organism in Eukaryota, Fungi, Ascomycota, Eurotiomycetes, Eurotiales, Aspergillaceae. Gene Ontology annotation, molecular function: transmembrane transporter activity. Gene Ontology annotation, biological process: transmembrane transport. The record is from RefSeq and is a predicted model, not a curated record. The transcript is spliced from 6 exons.
AUGCUCGCUUCUUCGAUGAUGUCUCCUGCCUUGGUGCAGAUUCAAGCCGAGUUCAAAGAUUCUUCCCCAACUCUAAUCACCUUUACCGUCUCGAUCUAUAUAAUCGGUACUGCAGUCGGUCCUUUGGUUCUUGCCCCGUUGUCCGAGACGUAUGGACGCUCUUGGAUCUAUCAUGCUGGCAAUGUCUCGUACACCGUCUUCGCGGUGGCAUGUGCGCUCUCGCCCAGCGCUUCGACACUGCUGGCCUUUCGAUUUCUGGGUGGAUUGGCCGGGAGCAUUCCAAUCAGCAAUGCCGGAGGUACGAUUGCCGACAUGAUCACCCCGGAACGACGCGGCUUAAUCAACAGCGUAUUUGGGGCAGCCUUGAUUCUUUCUCCAGCACUGGCCCCGAUAGCAGGCGGUUUUUUAGCCGCAGAUAUGGGCUGGCGGUGGAUUUUCUGGUUGAUAACGAUCUUGAGCGGCGUGACCACCAUUAUUAGCUUCGGUCUCUUGCGAGAGACGUUCAGCCCCAUUCUGCUACAGCGCAAAGCAGCAAGAUUGCGCCGAGAAACCGGCAACAGUGAGCUCCAGGCACGAGGCAAGACACACCAGCUCCCCCUCGUCCAGAAGCUGAGACGCGCUCUCCGACGCCCAAUGGUUCUACUAGCCACCAGCCCUAUCCUGAUCAUCGCAUCUUUUUACCUCGCGUUCGUGUACGGCACCUGCUAUCUCCUUCUCACGUCCAUGCCCCUCGUAUUUCGAGAUGUAUACGAUUGGAGUGAAGGUGCACUGGGACUAUGCUCGCUCAGCCUUGGAAUAGGUUGCUUGAUCGGUGUCUUCAUAACGGGCAGGUAUAGCGAUCGUAUCUAUCAGCGGAAGAAAGAAAAGUCAGGUGAUUCUGACCAGCCGGAAUCCCGACUCUUCUUCCUCCUCCCAGCAGCAGUAGCCCUCCCCGCUGGCCUCCUCAUCUACGGCUGGACAGUACACUUCAAAUCCCACUGGAUCGCCCCCCUAAUCGGCACCGGGAUCUUUGGCGUGGGCCUAGUGCUCUCAUAUAGCGCCAUAAACAACUACCUUAUCGACGCAUUCUCCAUCUACGCCGCCAGCGCUCUAGCAGCAAGCGGCCUCUUCCGAGGCCUAGCCGGCGGACUGCUCCCUCUCAGCGGACCCAAAAUGUACGAGCAUCUCGGCUACGGAUGGGGGAACACGCUCCUUGGACUUUUGUCAGUUGGAUUUGGGGGCGUCUCGUUGAUCAUUUGGGCGUUUGGGAAGGAUUUGAGGAUGAGGUAUCCUGUGGACUUGGAAUAG